Messenger RNA from Neurospora hispaniola, 2780 nucleotides. Its product is annotated as acyl-CoA N-acyltransferase. Lineage: Eukaryota; Fungi; Ascomycota; Sordariomycetes; Sordariales; Sordariaceae. Gene Ontology annotation, biological process: negative regulation of DNA-templated transcription; positive regulation of transcription by RNA polymerase II. Gene Ontology annotation, cellular component: MSL complex; chromatin. Gene Ontology annotation, molecular function: histone H4K16 acetyltransferase activity; transcription coregulator activity. The coding region runs from base 307 to 2409 and encodes 700 amino acids. The transcript has 3 exons. The record is from RefSeq and is a predicted model, not a curated record.
CUCAGCUGAAAUGGACGACGGGAGGUCUGUGCUCCUUCACGUUCACAGUUACUGACAUAUCGACGGAAAGGGGGUUUGGCGCUGGACCAAGUUCAAGUACAGGUACUUCUGUAGCCUGUGUGUUGAUGAGGGAUGCUGGGUACUCGAUACCGUGUCCUUGGUCAGCCUCCCCCAGUUUCGCCAAUGGACACAGCCGCGAGAUUGCAUUGACCGUUCGUCAUCGCAACACUUCCCAAUUGCACCAAGUAGUCAUCCACGUCACGACAAAGAGGUAUCCGCCGUCCUUCUGCGCCGCGCAUCCACAGAAUGGCCUCUCUCAAGCGAAAACGACACCGAGGCGGAACCGAUUCAGGUACGAGCUCGUCUGAGGCUGCGGCGGCGGCGGGUGGUGUUGGCGCCGCUACCGCUGCUCCAUUGGCUUCAGGUUCCCCUGUAACCAGGGCGCGCCGAGCGACACGCCAGACAUCGACCGCCCCACUCCCCGUGCUUCCCGACCCGGAACCACCCCGACGGCGCCGACGCCGGGACAGCACUGGCACUGGCCUUGCCACUGACCGGCAGUCUCCCACGUCACCACCACCACCACCACCACCACUGCCGGCCCACCGCGACAAGGAAAACAUACCGAUGCAGUCCAACUCGCAUCAUGGACAUGCUCCACUCAUCAAGACUCGUCUGACGCGCCACACCGGCUUUGACUUUGACCCGCCAUCAUCCGUGCCCACGCCGCCCAGUUCCCACUCGUCGUCCAAUUCUUCCCAUUCCGGUCCCCGUGCAAUCACACCCGCCCGAUCAAUCACCAUCAAGACCUCAACAUCAACAGCCCAUCAAUCACCCCUCGCACAUCCGCACCAGGCGCCGACUGCGUCUCCUCUACGUGCUCCUGCCCCGACUCCGACUACGAAAAUCCUCCCAGGCCCUCUCGCCGGAGGACAGGCACGACACGACUCGACAACUCAUGGCCAUGGCCGCUCCGCUGCGGCGCCGGUGGUGCUUCCACACCAAAGUAUAGUCGGGCAAAACAAGACCAUCUCCAUGGCACCCUCAGUACCACCACCGCCACAACAUCAACAACAACAACAACAACAACAAACACAUCGCUCACCCAUUGCGAGGCCUGGCCCGAGUGGCGGCAAAUCAGACAGACCCGAGCGGGCACCUGGCGAGCGGCCAGACCGAAACAUCGACAAGGUCGUGUUGGGUGACAUAUGCUUCCGGGCAUGGUACCCUUCCUACUACGGAAAGGAGGUUCUCGGUGAAGGCCCGCCUAGUGUUGGCACGACCAUUGCCAAUGGGACAAACCCUUCGAAUCAGGCGGCACAUGGACACCAACCCCACCACCAGCCGCCUAUGCUCGACCGCCUUUACGUGUGCCCGUGUUGUUUCAAGUACUCCAAGGAGCUGGUUGCCUGGAGGAGACAUGUCUGCUUGUGUGAGGCUCGGGGCCACAUUCCCGGAACCAAGGUCUAUGUGCACCCAAAAGGGCGGCGGACAGUUCUCGUGCCGACAGGGCCGGCUCCAAAGCCUGGAAGAGGUAAACGUGGAAGUAUCGGGCAGAAGAUGGUCGAGGAGGUGAUCCAGGAUGAAGGGGAAUGGAGUAUUUGGAAGGUCGAUGGGGCAGAGGACAUGCUCUUCUGCCAAAACCUUUCCCUAUUUGCAAAACUUUUCCUGGAUAACAAGUCGGUGUUUUUCGAUGUUAGCGGCUUCCACUACUUCCUGCUUGUCUUCACUCCGCCUGAUCCCCCCACGGACCCGGACUCAGACGUGACCGAGGUCGUCAAGCCUCGUGGUCAAGUUGUCGGUUUCUUCUCCAAAGAGAAGAUGUCAUGGGAUAACAACAACCUCGCAUGUAUCCUCAUCUUCCCGCCUUGGCAGCGCAAAGGUCUGGGUGCGCUCCUCAUGGGUGUCUCAUACGAGAUAUCUCGACGUGAGGGGAUUAUUGGCGGGCCCGAAAAGCCCAUCUCGGAACUCGGCAAAAAGGGGUACAAGCGCUUUUGGGCCGGCGAAAUAGCCCGUUGGCUCCUCAGUUUGGAGCCGACAGGCACGACACCAGGCGAGGAAACGGUUGUCGACAUUGAAGAUUGCAGCAAAGCAACGUGGAUAGCCCCCGAUGAUUGCUUAGCGGUGCUAAGAGAGAUGGAUGUUGCCGAAGACGCGGGUAGGGGUCCUCCUAAGCCCAAGAUACACGAACCGAGCGAGGAAGAAAUGGGCACCAUCCCUACGGAAGCACCAGCACCACCACCAGCAGCAGCAGUAGUAGAGGAGGAUGUGCCGCGGGUUCGAAUUACACUGGAAGCUGUGCACAACUGGGUGACUCGGAACCGCAUUAGCUUGGAAAGGACCUGCGACCCGGCGGGCUUCAUUGACGAUUUCGUCAUGGAGGAGCCUUCUUCCGAGGAAGAGGGAUGAAAAACCUUACAAACCAAGUGACUGCCAGUACUGUCUAGCUGAAUACUAGGCGUCCGCGGCAGCUCUGUUUGUAUAACACCAUUUCAGCAGGAGACGGAUGGCCUGCAAAUCCCAUGCGGAAAACAAAACAAACCCUGCUCACUCGGCUUCCUGCUGGACGAUUAUCUAGGUUGAGCAUUGUGUUCUGGGUAAGAAGCCAUUGGCCCAAUUUCCAAUAUACUUUACGGCUGCACUCUCAAUGGUCGAAGUCUUGGUGACAGCGGCGGAGUCCCAGGCGAGGAAAGGAUUACUUUACCAGAACGACAUUUGACUAUAUUUAUCCGUUUGUACCAGCGAUACGAACCACUUGCUCCCAGGAACCACAGCAACGG